UAAACAACAGAAGACGCCAUCACACUGAUGUUUCAAGAAUUUUCAGUCUCUCUGAGUUGUACCACCAAGGAAACAUCAUCUACUUCUACUUAGAGAGUAACUUAGGUACUUAUUCCGUGGUUCUACAUUGUUUAAAAUGUUGCUAAACUUUUUAGCCAAAUUACUAGUAUUUUCUGUGUUCGUCCUGAUAUUGAAUUCUGAGCAAUGUAUUAAAAUGAAGACAGGAUACCCUGAAGAUUUCAUGCCUACCAAUCUUAAAAUCGAAAGAAUGGCAUCUGUAUCUAGUAAUGACAACAGAGUGUCAGUCAAGGACGAGUGGAUGAAUCCUACUUUUGAAUUCUACAUUUGCAAUAGCCCAGAGACUGUUUCUCUCUUUCACCGCGUUGUGGAAACAUAUUCUGGUAAAACGACGGUAGUACAGGACAUAUUCUACGACAAUGACAGAUUGCAAGUUGAAAAGAUGAAAAUUCAUAACAAAAGAAGUAGGCCUACAGCUAGGAUAAAGGUGAUAACUUACAGAUCAUAUAACAGUUGGUCUGUGGAGAAAAAAUUCAUUUGGAUUUUGAGAAACUCAAUCAAUCUCUCUCUACAUCUCUCGAAGCAAUCUGCUACCGAAUCUGUUCUACAAUUCUACCUACGAUCGAAUCUUCCAAUAAAGGUCUGCAGUCUCUAUUGACAGUCAAAAUUGCAUCCACUUUGGGGUUCCAUAUACCCUCCCACUCACUUGGUCGACUGUGCAAUUUAGCAUUCCACUUUGGGGUUACAUAUACCCUCCCACUCUCUGGCCGGUAUGGUGAUGAUGAUUUCCAUUGCCGGAGCAUUUCUUACAAAUGCCUACAAUCUUCGACAGCUUUCAACAUCCUCAAGAUAUUCAGGUUGAGUAAUUGUAUAUUCAUCAUAAAUUUGUAAUAUCAUCCAUUCUUAUUCAUUCAUCUGUCUAUUUUCAUUCAUACUGCUAUUUUUCAUUUACUUAUAUAGAUUUAUCUUACUUAUGAGCUGUGCCUACAAAGGCAAUCAAAGAGUUUGUCAUUUCAGGACAUUGAAUAAUAUUCAAAAUUUUGAAUACAAAAUCAUUUUAUUUCUUGAAUUUGUUUUUUUUUCACAUUUUUAAAAGUCUUUACAAUUAGCAUCACAUUCAACUUAUGUAUUUUGAAACUUACAUCACAAUUAAUUCAACAAUAAAAAUAACAAUUAUUCACUAUUUGAUUUUGCAAUUAUUCGCAUUACCUAUUGUUUUGGUAGGACGAGUUGUAUUCAGGACUCAGCCUACCUGGUCCUCUAUUAAUUUUGCUACCAGAAAAGUUAUUUUGAUAGAUAUUAGGAGUAUAUUUAUCAUUAUAUGUUUUGGCCAUCUCCGGUCCGGAUACUUCAUAUUGACAUAUGCUUAGAAAAUACAUUUAUUCUUAUUCAUUAUUUUACAUCAAUUGUGUAAUGAUUAUUGUCUUAUACUUU
Messenger RNA from Nilaparvata lugens (brown planthopper), 1452 nucleotides. RefSeq lists its product as uncharacterized. The transcript is spliced from 4 exons. Lineage: Eukaryota; Metazoa; Arthropoda; Insecta; Hemiptera; Delphacidae. Bases 137 to 676 code for a protein of 179 amino acids. The record is from RefSeq and is a predicted model, not a curated record.